UCACAUGCUGUAGAUUAUCUUGUGAUAUGGACGAAUACUUUAAUCUGGACCAACAUGGCGGACGUCACACAGCUGAUAUUAUUCACCCUUGUUAUACUAACAUGUUACGUUUAUUCAGAUGAUCCACAUCCCAUUAUUGAUGUUUGUAGACAGAAAAGUCCAUGCUUGUGCGAAUAUUCCAAUGGGGACUUCGUAGAUCUCACAUCUCUAUCUAAUGAUAAUGACACAGAACCCAGGUUUAAAGAUAUGCCAUCUGAAAUAUUGGGUGGUGCAAAAUACUCGUGGAAUCCUUGUCAUCUGUUUAAUGAAAAAGAGUGCACAAACGUCACGAUGUGUGAAGUUAUUUCUGGGGCACCUACUCCAAGAUAUGUACCAAUUGGGAAUAUGAUGAACGCAAAGUUCGAUCAUAACGAAGUAAAUGGUGACCUUCAACUUCAAUAUGGUGUAACAGGCGAAGAGAACAGGACAGCAUAUAUACUAUUGUUCUGUGAUAAAACCCAGGAUCCUGGACAAUUCAUAGUCACAGGUGAAGAACCUGCAGGGAGUGGUAAAUAUUACUUUGAGUUACAUAGCAAGCAUACAUGUCGAUCUACGACGUCUCCAACUAUAUCAAAUCCGGACAAUGGUUUGAGUGCAGGAUCUGUUAUAGGUAUAAUAAUUGCUUGUUUAGUUGGAGUAUAUUUACUGGGAGGUAUGGCAUGUCAAAAGAUAAAUGGAGCUACAGGCAAAGAAAUAAUACCUAAUUAUCCGUUCUGGUCAGCUGUUGGCUCCUCAAUAAAGGCUGGGGUAGUUUAUGUCUUUACAUGUGGAAGAAAAUCGGAAUAUGACGAAAUUGACGAAAAACAAAGAAUAAACCAACAACCACAACAAAUCUAAAUACAUUGACUCGUAGAAUGUCGUUCUCUGUGUGAACUGUUCAUUAUUGUUUAUAAAGUGACGACUGUGUGUAAAUGACAUAAUAAAAGAGAAGAUAUAU
Molecule: messenger RNA, 976 nt
Organism: Mytilus trossulus (common blue mussel)
Lineage: Eukaryota; Metazoa; Mollusca; Bivalvia; Mytilida; Mytilidae
Exons: 7
Coding region: 55-876 (273 amino acids)
Cellular component (GO): trans-Golgi network
Source: RefSeq, a predicted model, not a curated record